GCGGCGAGUUGGGACGCGUCUUUGGAGAGAGAGACAGAGGAAUAGAGAGAGGACUCACCGCAACUUUCAUGUCUUCAUCCCUCUCCGACAGGGGAUCCAAAGACUCGUCGCUCGGGGUUUUCCUGUGUUUGUGAAUCGGCGGAGGAGUCUCGGUGGGUUAGCUGACUCCCGGUCUCUUGGUCAUCGGAAAACCAGCCGUCCAUCCAAUGUGCGUAAAGGGGCUCUAUGUCUUCACCGUCCUGUCUGGACUCGCAGCUUCAGGCGUGCUGCAGGUCAGCGGGAUCCGCAUAUACACAUCUGGGGAAAUGGAGGCGGUGAACGGGACGGACGUUCGUCUCAAGUGCACGUUCCAGAGUUCGGCUCCUAUCAACCCCAACUCCGUCGUCAUCUCCUGGACCUUCAGACCUCUCACGCAAGGCCGAGAGGAGUCGGUGUUCCACUACCAGCAGCGAGCCUAUCCGCCUUUAGAGGGCAUUUUCAGGAAGCGAGUCGUUUGGGACGGUGACAUCAUGGGCCGUGACGCGUCCAUCAUAAUUCGACAGGUCAAGUUCACCUACAACGGCACCUACAUCUGCCAGGUGAAGAACCCGCCGGACGUCCACGGGCCGGUUGGAGAGAUUCGACUCCGUGUCGUCUACUCAGCCUCUUUCUCUGGACUUGUCCUUCUGGCGCUGGCCAUCGCGGGCGGUAUCGCCGGCGUCGUCAUCCUCCUCGUCAUCAUCGUGUCCUGCAGGAGGUGCAAGAAAAAGAGACAGAGGCAGCUGGAAGGGAACGAGGAGGCUCCUCCCCGCAAGGAGAGAAAAGAUCCCACUGCGUGCCACCCGUCAAGGGCCGUCCACCUCUACAUGUCAGAGACGUCCAUAGAGAUCGACAGUUCAGACGGCAUGAUCUCAGAUGCCAGCACCAAAGACCCGAGCUCCUCGGAGGACGAGGGCCCGAGCUCGGACGACGACGACGACGGCGACGACUCCGACUGAAGAGGAGGCGAGGACGGACGGACGAAGCGAGGCAGCGACACUGAAGAUCGCUGGACGGAUGCCCAGAUGGCAGCCGUGGAUUAAGAUCCACGGUUCUCCGCUGCUGCCGCUGCACAGUCCUCCUGACUAAGAGGAAAACUGAGAGACAGUUCUGUCUCAGAGUUGUAAGAACAAAGACAUCGGGGCGACGCUUUUGAUGAUGAUCAAGGCUUUGAAACAGAAUCAAAAGUGCAGUGACUUUACUUUUGUGAGAGUCCAGAAAUAUUCAUACGAGGGAAGAAACGCUGGGCGAAGUGAGAGGCAAUGUAAUCCUGGAGCGGGGGAAGGGGGUCAAUUCAUGUUCAAUAACUGUCUGUUCUUCUCUUAGACAUGGAUCUUGUUAAGUGUAAGACGUCGAUAUUAAAAUCGGCUGGAACAAGCAAUUGAUUUGAGUGUAGGUCGUUAGAGUGAGGACAGUGUUUGCGUCCGUUAUGAGCCAUGCACAGACCUUUAUAUUCAGACUUAAUGGACAGUUUCUGUAGGGUCAUCCUUUCAGGCAGUAAUGCACGUCACCGUAACACCUGCCACCAGAGCUCUGGUUAAAAGCAGUUUCAUCCUCCGCAUGUAGGCUGGAGAGUUCCCGAUUUGUCACAUCAGGUUACUUGAAUUAAACAAAAGCAUAAACGUGACGUUUCUCUCGUUAAGUCUGAAGGCCGAAUACUUGAUCGGUGAGUAAGCAGCGCACACAACGCAACGUAAAUGUCACGAGUGUCGCGUGGGAGCGCACAGUCAGAUCUGAAAACCCUUUGAUUGCAAAAACGUCCUUGAGAGCCUUUUUUCUCUCCGUGCGCCUGUGAAUGCAUCACGUCUACUAACAAAACGACUGUAUUAACUGUUCUCUUCCUUUUAGUGGCAGAAUUUUGUACUUGUGACGUAACACUGAGCAAUAUGUUUAUAGAUUUUUUUUUUUAGACAGUGCCAGAAGUAUUUUUGUUUUGUUGUUUAAAAACGUCACUGUAUUUGUUUGUUAUAGAGCUUUUAUAUAUAUAUAUAUAUAUAUUAUAUGAAAAAACAAGAUUUUCUAAUAAAAAAUGCCUUUAAA
Molecule: messenger RNA, 2058 nt
Organism: Lates calcarifer (barramundi perch)
Lineage: Eukaryota; Metazoa; Chordata; Actinopteri; Centropomidae
Product: myelin protein zero-like protein 2
Exons: 5
Coding region: 207-977 (256 amino acids)
Biological process (GO): cell-cell adhesion
Cellular component (GO): membrane
Source: RefSeq, a predicted model, not a curated record